This is a messenger RNA of Hyla sarda, 1114 nucleotides long. RefSeq names its product INSC spindle orientation adaptor protein (gene INSC). Gene Ontology annotation, molecular function: cytoskeletal adaptor activity. Lineage: Eukaryota; Metazoa; Chordata; Amphibia; Anura; Hylidae. The record is from RefSeq and is a predicted model, not a curated record. Gene Ontology annotation, cellular component: apical cortex. Gene Ontology annotation, biological process: asymmetric cell division; apical protein localization; regulation of asymmetric cell division.
GAUGACCCUGAUGCAGGUGGACUCGGUGCAGCGGUGGAUGGACGACCUUCUGCUGAUGACGGAAUGCGAGUGCAUGUGCAUCCUCCAGUCCAAACCCAUCAGCGUGGAGGACGACUCCCAGACGGACCUGAUGUUCACCUCUCAAGAUGGCGGCCAGAACAGCCUGGAGACGCUGCUGCGGAGCGCCUGGAUCAUCAGCACCGAGCUCACCAAGAUGGUGCCCAAACUGGAGAAGAACCGCUGGAAGCGCGUCCAUUCUAUGAGCAUCAGGACCGACUGCCACGUGCGCUCCAUGAUAAAGGAAUACAACAUGGUCUCCGGGACCGCCACCGACCAGAUGCAGGAGUACGAAACUUUAUUAAUGGAGAAAUGUUCCCAACUCACCGAAAUCACCGGAAGAUGCGCCAACACAAGUGAUGAGGACGCCCUGGCCGCCAUGAAGGUCUCCAUCAAUGAGGUCCUGACCGUAGUCGGACAGUCCUUCAGUCAGCUGAUCAAUGCCGCCCUCCUCCAGGAAGUGAAGGGCCUGGUGGAGGAGCUGGAAACCUGUGAGAACGUGUACAGUGUGAACAGCGCCAUCCACAGCCUGUUCAGCCUCACCCAGGAGGGAGCCCGACUCUGCCAUCUAGUGGCACAGGAAGGAGCAAUUGUCGCCCUUUUUAAAAUUUGCCGCCAGGAUCGCUUAAAGUGUUUGUACCCCUCUGCCCUGCGGACGCUGGCUUCCAUGUGUUCGGUGGAGGAGGGGAUCCACCAGCUGGAGAAGGUGGACGGAAUCUUGUGUUUAACAGAAAUUCUCACAGAUGAGACUCAGACUGAAGCCACGAAAGCUGAAGUGGCGGCUGUGAUUGCGCAAAUUACAUCUCCUCACCUCACCGCCACCGAACAUCUCACCACCUUCCUGGAGAACAUGGAGGAAAUCAUCACAGCCCUACUCAAGUUGUGUGAUGAGGCGUCCAAUGGGGAGGUCUGUUUAUUGGCUUCUGCAGCUCUGGCCAAUAUAACGUUCUAUGACACCAUCGCCUGUGAAAUACUCCUCCAGAUGAACGCAGUGAAUGUUCUGCUCAACGCUUGUUCAGACAAACAAAGGGUUAAUUCUUCAUAUGCUCGAGAUCAG